CCCAUAUUUACAUUAGAUGUUCUGUAUUGGUUACAAGCAGCACUAAAAACAUCAUUGAAUUUCUUCUUUAAACACAUUGACGUGUUUUAUUGUUAUUGCAGUGUGAAAAAGGGCUUUCCACAAAGGUGAAAAGCACAUUUACGGGUUUCAGACAUGUUUCCUUUACGCACUUUCUUCCCAUGUAAUCCGUUUCCCGAUCCAUCAAAUGUUCUCCCACUGAAAGUCGUUAUCAGUCUUUGAUUUUUUGGCUGCGCCGCUGUCGCUCCCAUCGUCCGUAUAAAAGAGUCGACCCGCUCACAGGUCUGCAGAGCAACCUCUCUUCUUCAGCGUGAACAUCUCAUCCCAUUCUCACAGGUACGGUACCUUUUAUUUCACAUUUGCACAUAGAAGUGUUUAACGUGAAUGUCUAACGGAGAUUUUUCUCCCUUUUCUCUCUUCUGGGGAUCAGACAUGUCGGGGAAAGCCGUUUUGGUCGUUGCACUGCUGGUGGCGCUGCUCGUCUCCGACUCUGCGUCCGCACCUGAGAGCUCUGCAGCCAGGGAGGCGAAGGGCGUAAACGUCCUGCAGCGGCUUCUGGCCAAGAGGGAGAAAGCGAGGGAGGCAGAGGCGGCGGCUCGGGCCGAGAGACGGACGCACCUGUCUGAGGACGAUCGGGAGAUAAUGACCAAGCAGAUCAUGCAAGCCAUCACAGAGGUGAUGAACUCGGAGUGCAUGGCGGACCGGGACUACCAGGGCUGGGUGGACUUUGGACGCAGGGACGCCGCAGAGUGAGGACCGCCCGCCGGAGAGCCUUUUCUGUUCUGGUGUUUUUUUUUUUCUGACUGUACAGAGAAGUUGAAGUUUGACUCCUCCUGAA
Molecule: messenger RNA, 856 nt
Organism: Fundulus heteroclitus (mummichog)
Lineage: Eukaryota; Metazoa; Chordata; Actinopteri; Cyprinodontiformes; Fundulidae
Exons: 2
Coding region: 403-771 (122 amino acids)
Biological process (GO): digestion
Cellular component (GO): extracellular region; axon
Molecular function (GO): neuropeptide hormone activity
Source: RefSeq, a predicted model, not a curated record